Lasiosphaeria miniovina is the source of this 765-nucleotide messenger RNA. RefSeq names its product serine hydrolase FSH. NCBI's taxonomy places the organism in Eukaryota, Fungi, Ascomycota, Sordariomycetes, Sordariales, Lasiosphaeriaceae. The transcript is spliced from 4 exons. Gene Ontology annotation, biological process: secondary metabolic process. Gene Ontology annotation, molecular function: hydrolase activity. The record is from RefSeq and is a predicted model, not a curated record. The coding region runs from base 1 to 765 and encodes 254 amino acids. Gene Ontology annotation, cellular component: nucleus; cytoplasm.
AUGAGGUUUCUCUGUCUCCCAGGUGCCUAUGGCAGCUCCGAUAAAUUUCAAGUGCAGUUGGCACCCAUCAUCAAGGAGCUGACAGAAGAUGGAACGGCCACUUUUCAUUUCAUCAACGGCCCCUGCAAGGCAGUUCCUCCCGAGGGCUUCGAGGAGUAUUUCGGAAAGCCCCCCUACUUCCGAUUCAUCGAGCCCGAUCAGGACGUGGAGAAGACCGAAGAUGACGAUGUACUGGCAAGAAUCAGAGAUUUCCCUGACUGCGAGACGCCGGAGGACACCAUGAGAGAAUUGAUGCGAGAGGGUAUUGCGACGACCCAUCGUAGUACUGAUAAUGCUAUCAAGUAUCUGGUCAAGAUCAUGGAGGAGCGUGGUCCGUUCGAGGGCAUUAUUGGAUACUCUGAGGGCGCCACAGUUGCCGGCACGCUCCUGCUCCACGAGCAGCGACGACUCAAGAAGAAAGGGAUCAAGCCCAUGUUCAAGUAUGCCAUUUUCUUUGCCGGGUGGCCGCCAGUGGACCCAGAAACUCACGCCAUGAUCCUGAGCGACGAGUCCGAGGCCAUGAUUGAGAUUCCGACAUGCCAUAUCAUCGGAUCUUUGGACCCAUACGUACACGGGUCUCUGGCCCUCUUCAAUGUCUGUGACCCGGACACGGCGUAUCUCUUUGAUCACGCCAAGGGCCACACCCUACCCCGCGACAAGGAUACCGUAAAGGAGCUUGGAGACGUGGUGCGCGAGGCUAUCAGAAACUACGACAUAAAGAUCUAG